Molecule: messenger RNA, 2846 nt
Organism: Punica granatum (pomegranate)
Lineage: Eukaryota; Viridiplantae; Streptophyta; Magnoliopsida; Myrtales; Lythraceae
Source: RefSeq, a predicted model, not a curated record
GGUGGGAUUCCUGCAUGCAAGCAAACGUCUUCCCCCGCUUUCCCUCCUUCAGCUGCGAUCCGAUUUCCUCUCUCUCUCUCUCUCUCUCUCUCCCUUCGAUCGUUUGCGAAAGAUCUCAUCCAUCUCUCUCUCUCGUCUCUCGUCUGUCUCACGACUCACAAGAAAGUGUCAUCGUCCAUUAAUGUCGCUCUAACCUUUUUCCUCCCUCCACCCCUCAACUUUCCACCUCGCCAUCUCAACAACCUUAGCGUCAUCUCCUCCUCCAUAAUCGGAUCCCUACCGUGGCUGACGCUGUAAUGUCCACCGCUUACGCUUAGCUGCCGCGCGCUCUCCCCAAUCCAAUCCUAUCCCCUCCCGUUCGGUGAGAUUCCUGUCCGCGAUCCGACCGCAGGAUGAAGUCCAAGCACGGCCGCGACGACGCCGACCGGGAAACCGAGAAGCGUAAGUACCCGAUCGGCCCCGAGCAUUACACUCUCUACGAGGAGGUCGGCCAGGGCGUCAGCGCCUCCGUCCACCGCGCUCUCUGCAUCCCCUUCAAUGAGGUCGUCGCCAUCAAAAUCCUCGACUUUGAGCGCGACAACUGCGAUCUGAAUAGUAUAUGUCGCGAAGCGCAGACGAUGAUCUUGGUUGACCACCCUAAUGUGCUCAGAGCACACUGCUCAUUUGUCAAUGACCAUAACUUGUGGGUUGUCAUGCCUUACAUGGCUGGUGGCUCAUGUCUUCACAUACUGAAGGCUGCAUAUCCCGAUGGUUUUGAGGAGGUUGUUAUUGCUACAAUCCUAAAGGAAGCGCUCAAGGGUUUGGAGUACCUUCAUCACCAUGGCCACAUCCACCGAGACGUCAAAGCUGGGAACAUACUUAUUGAUUCCCGUGGAGCAAUAAAGCUUGGAGAUUUUGGGGUCUCUGCUUGUCUUUUUGAUUCUGGUGACAGGCAACGCACAAGGAAUACUUUUGUGGGAACACCUUGUUGGAUGGCACCGGAGGUUAUGGAGCAAUUACAUGGCUAUGAUUUCAAAGCGGAUAUCUGGUCUUUUGGUAUAACUGCACUUGAGCUUGCUCAUGGGCAUGCUCCAUUCUCAAAAUAUCCUCCUAUGAAGGUACUUCUCAUGACCUUGCAAAGUGCACCCCCUGGCCUUGACUAUGAAAGAGACAGGAAGUUUUCAAAGUCUUUCAAGCAGAUGAUUGCGAGUUGCUUGGUUAAAGACCAGUCCAAAAGGCCAACUUCAAAGAAACUCUUAAAGCACUCCUUUUUCAGGCAAGCCCGGUCAAGUGAUUAUAUAGCGCGGACACUUUUGGAGGGCCUGCCUGCUCUUGGAGACCGUAUCCAGGCAUUAAAGAGGAAGGAAGAAGAUAUGGUUGCACAAAAGAAAAUGCCUGAUGGGGAGAAGGAGGAGAUAUCCCAGAAUGAAUAUAAGCGAGGAAUUAGUGGUUGGAACUUUAAUCUCGAUGACAUGAAAGCUCAGGCGUCCCUGAUUCAGGACAUUGAUGAAGCAAUGUCUAUGUCGGACAGUGUCUAUGAAGGAAGCACUAGUUCUUCAUCUACAGUUGAUGGUCAGGCUAGGAUACUCCAUCCUCAAAUGUCUUGCCUGGGCAAUGCAGAAUAUUAUGAUACGGAGGACAAUGAUGGAGUACAUAAUCAGUCAGCUCCUCUUCCAUUAGUUGAUCCUACUACAAGUAUUAUCAUGCAUCGAGCUGCAAAAUCCGAGGAUGACUUAAGUGUUGCUAGUUCAAGUCAUGAGGUACAUGAGGAGCACAACGAUAACAAAUCAAUUGAAAAGCCUGAUUCAGACAUUAGUGGAAAGGGCUUGGAAGGUAUUGCUACCAUCUCCAACUCCAACCAGAGAAAAGGAGGUUCUUCCAACGGCAUCAAUUUAGUGGAUUUUCCAAAUCGACUUACUAGAGUAGAGAGUGGAAAGAUGCAAAUUCUGCCACAUGUUCAUUCAAAUGGAAAUAUAUCGACAGUUUCUUCGGCAGAUGAUAUAAUCUCUGAGCUUCCUGCUAGAGUUGGUAAACCUUCAGCAGCAAACAAUGAUGACCUUGAUGAGAAAGCAAAGGUGCCUGUAGUACAGCAAAGGGGACGUUUUAAAGUCACUUCAGAGAAUGUAGACCUAGAAAAGGUGGUCCCAUCUCCCGGACUGCAGAAGAGCCACAGCAUGCAGGUCAUUGCCCAGCACCCCACCAUGUCGGCAUCUCCUGUGCCAUCUCCAUCACCAUGUGAUCCCGUAACUUCAGCCCUUCCUAGUGGCAACUCUCUUCUUUCGACUCUGUAUUCGUUUCUGCAGACAAAUAUUCAGCAAAGAGAAUGCAUCUUAACUUUAUUGAAGCAAGCAGCUGCUGGCGAGCUCACAGCCCAUCGCCCCACUGAUGGGGGAGGCAUGCAGGCAAACAGUGCUGCCACUGACAAAACAUUGCUUGAAGCUGCACAUGACAGAGAAAAGGAGUUGCUUCAUGAGAUAACCGAAUUGCAGUGGAGACUCAUAUGUGCACAAGACGAGCUCAAGAGACUGAAGUCAGAGAAUUCUCACCAGAAUGACGAUAGGAUACUUGGGCAAAAGCUUCCCACAAGGGCAAAUGGAGAUUAAGAUGAAAAGCUCAGGAAGCUGUCGAAUAAACGCGCGAUUGUAAGAAUGCUUUAUCGUCUUCAUUUGUUAACUGUUAGGUUUAUGCUACAUGUUUAGCCCUUAGUUAUAAUUGAUGUUGAUACUGUAUUAAGUCUUAGCCAACUCGCUAUUCAAUAGCUGAUAUGUGAAUGCACUCCAAGCCGUUUGGCUGUAGUAGGACCAUAUGAACUGAAGUAGUUAAUAAAUGGAAGACAGACUUGUAUUAAUGAUUGAAAUUAACGUACA